UUCCAGUAUAGUGCAGUGGUGUGUGCUCCAUGAACUUAGGUCGAUUUGACCGAAUCACAUAAUUUAUGAUGUUUCAUUGUGAUGUUUAUUUUUCUUGCAGCUCCACGAUCUAACCCCAACAAAAACACGAACAAAAUAACCUUUUAAAACGGUAAAUGCCCAAGUUGGAGCGAUGUUCUCGUCAUUUUUGCAUGCUUAAUGUGUUACGUGAAAUCAAGUCAGAGGGCUCUGUCCCUUAUAGGCCAGUGCUUUUGGACGGCACAACUGAAGCAGAUUCACUCCCAUCUCGUCGUAUCAGGCAACCUUUCCGAUCCUUAUGCCGCCGGCAAGCUCAUCGCCUUGUUCGCUCUUUCCGAUUGCGGCGAUCUACGGUACGCGCACGACAUCUUCCUCCGUCUUCCUCAUCGCACCACCUUCAUAUGGAACACCAUGGUCAGGGCGUUUGCCGAGAAAAGCGAACCCAACAGAGCUCUGUUUCUUUACAAGCAAAUGCUUCAAAGUGGAUUUUUACCCAAUAACUACACCUUCUCUUUCCUUCUUAGAGCUUGUGCUGAGCUUUCAGAUGGCUUCUUGGGCUCGUUACUCCACGCCCAGGUUGACAAAUUGGGUUGGGAGUCUUACGACUUUGUGCAAAACGGAUUGGUCCAUCUGUAUACGACUUGUAAUUGCGUGGAGUCUGCUCGUAAGUUGUUCGACGCGAGUUUGAACCGGGAUGUGAUUACAUGGACGACUGUGAUCAACGGGUAUCUGAAAUCUGGCCAGGUUUUGAUCGCACGACAGUUGUUUGAUGAAAUGCCCCAAAAGAAUUCAGUUUCUUGGAGCGCAAUGAUUACUGGGUAUGUACAGGUCGAGUUGUUUAAAGAGGCUUUGGAGCUUUUUAAUGAUAUGCUGACUGCUGGCUUUUGGCCUAAUCAUGCUGGGAUUGUUGGUGCUCUCUGUGCUUGUGCAUUUCUUGGCACUUUGAAUCAGGGUAGGUGGAUUCAUGCGUAUGUAGAUAGAAAUGGCAUGGAAUUAGAUAGAAUUUUGGGCACUGCACUCGUAGAUAUGUAUGCAAAAUGUGGAUGCAUUGAUAUGGCUUGCAGUGUGUUCAAUGAGAUGCCAUAUAGAGAUGUCUUUGCUUUCACUUCUCUGAUUUCAGGUUUGUCAAAUCAUGGUCGAAGUGCAAGUGCAAUCAAGUUAUUCAGGAUGAUGCAAGAUGAAGGAAUUGUUCCUAACGAAGUUACAUUUAUAUGUGUCUUGAGCGCAUGUAGCCGAAUGGGGUUCGUUGAAGAAGGAUUGGGGAUCUUUGAAUGUAUGAGUAAUGUUUAUGGGAUUGAUCCAGGUGUACAGCACUAUGGCUGCUUAGUAGAUCUAUUAGGUAGGUCAGGGAUGCUUGAAGAGGCGAAGAAGGUGGUGAGAGAGAUGCCCAUGGAACCAGACUCUUAUGUGUUGGGCGCACUGCUCAAUGCUUGUAGAGAUAAUGGUGAUGUUAAGUUGGGUAAAGAAACGGUUGAGUCCUUCAUACAGCGGAGCCUAGACCAUGGUGGGGUUCACGUUCUUCUUUCAAAUAUUUAUGCAUCUGCCAACCAGUGGGAUUAUGUCGCAGAGGUAAGGAAGGGAAUGGAAGAGAAGAAGGUUAGAAAGGUGCCGGGAUGCAGCCUAAUUGAAGUUGAUGGUGUGGUUUGUGAAUUUGUAGCUGGAGAUAGGUCUCAUGUGUUUAUGGAGAUAAUCAUGUCAGUUUUGCUUGGGAUUGACAAGAAUUUGAAGUCUCUAUGGCUUGAUGAUAAUGAUGAUAUAACCAUUGAGCAUUUUACUUAUAGCUCAAACUUACUACAUCCUAAUUUUUGCUAGUCAUUUUGGGCAUUAUUCUUGAACCUUGUCUCACUUCAGAUGAAAAUCUUGCUCUAAUUGGUACAAUUUUGAGGUAACAGUCCAUUUGUUUUGUGGCUAUCUUCAAUGUUGUAUUCAUCUUGUAAUGUUUAAUUCAUUGUGCAAAAUGGAUUAAGCAAACGUAGAAGUUGCUAAUGCCAUAUAUGUGCAUUGUAUGAUGUAAUAAGCUGCUAAAUGCCGUAGGCACAAUGGGAAUGAUCAAUGAGAUUCAGGGACAAUAAGGGUUAGCUAUCAGCUUAAAUGAAGGCUGGAAAGCAUAGGAUGAUCAGUCAAGGAUAGUGCAGGAUAGAGAGAUUGACUGCUCGUCGGACAGAAAUCUCACUUAGAGGACAAGGCUUUGGGGUUUCAGCCAAUAAGUAUUGUCAAGGCGACUGCUGUGAUCAAGAAUUGACAAGAUACGCAGGCCAACUGCUCAACCACUUGAACAGGGUAGCAAGCAAAAAAAAGAAAAACAGUACUCGGACAGAAGAUAAUUAUGACAUUGACAGAUCAAGUUGCAAAAGUAGUAAAUCUGAUUUUUUCAGUGUUUGUUAACUAUAGAUAAGGCUCAAACACAUGUACUAGUCAGGAUAGUAAGGCUAGCAUUAUCAUAAGAGCUGUGAUUGCAAUGUGCCAAGGUUGCUGCUCAAUCUGUUAAUAGGAUUGGAUUGAUAAGAUAGUGUAGAGGCCUUUUGCCAAAUUCCUCCAAGCAAUAUAGUAUUAACACCUUUCAGUCUCAUUGAUUAGCUACACUCCAGUAAUCAUCACCUUGUUCCUUUUCCUCCCUGCACUUGUGUUUAUUUCUUCCCCAUUCUAUCUUCCUAUCGAUGUUCUCUAUCUCUUUAUUAAUUCCUUCGUCCAUCUGUCCUUCCUUCCUUCUUCUUCUUUGCUCCUCUCCUUACCUACUUCACAAAUAUUCCUUUCCUUUAUUAUUUUUCCUCUACCUUGCCAUUCUUUUUUUUUUUUUCCCCCGAAGGGGAUGUUGAAGAUCUGGUCCUGGUUUCCUUUUCAUUCUUCCAUUUAUCACCUAUAUCCACUAAAAGAGUUUUCUCACAGCCAAAAGUUAACAUUCUUUCUUAUGGCAUUGCCUAUAAAUGUAGGGAUUGGUACCAGCAUUGGAAGCCCUAUCCCAGUCGGAGCACAGGUUCUAUGUCAAGCAUCCACACAAUAACUUUAAGACAGAACAGGAAGAGCUUAGUUUAAAGGAAUCUCUAUGGAGUGCAGCGAAGGCCACUUGUGUUGAGGACUUCUUGACAUGGAUGAGUUAUAAUGAGACCAAAGGUGGGCAGGCUUACAAUUGGAUUGUAGGUAAACUGUCACACAAAUGGUGAAGGGAUGAGAGGAAUUUUUUAUCCCAAUAUUAUUAAUAAGGUUGACGAAUUGAAGUAGUAGUUCUCAAAGUCUUUUUAGAGCCGUCUGUAGACAGAAUAUUCUAAGCACAGUGCCAUGCAGAUCAGUUUGCAGUGGACUUGAAUGAGCACAGAUAUAGCUGUAAAAAGCGGAACCUCUUUGGCGUUCCCUGCCCACAUGUUGAUGCCAUCAGCUUCAACGGGAGGCAACAAGAGAUGCAUGUUGUAGAUUUUUGCAAUGUGGAUACAUGUUUGAAGAUUUAUGAUCAUGCCAUCUAUCCCAGUAAGGGUGACAAGUCGUGGCCACAAUCUAACUAUAGUCCACAGCCAUCUUGAGUGAAGCAGCAAAAGGCGGACAAAAAAAGGAAGGUGCCUGAAGAGGUGCAGAGUGGAAGCCGACCAAAAUUAGAGAACCAAACUACAAUUAUAUAUGCUUAAGGUGCUGUGGGAAAGCCCAAACUAAGGUUGUGCAAGCAAAAGAAUUCAUAAUCAAACUCUUCUGGAAACUGCGAGCUACUUGUAAGCUCUGCCCUAUGGUGUUAAAUUUAACAUGUUUAUUGAUUAUUUUUCCACACAUUGUUAUGCAAUUUGCCCUUCUAGGUUUUAAGACUAGGUGGUAUGGCACAAGUUACCAUGGUGAGAUGGAUGCUUGAUGUAAGACCCUAAUUUGUUAUGUUGAUGCGGCCAAUGCCAUUCUUUACUA
Malania oleifera is the source of this 3900-nucleotide messenger RNA. Its product is annotated as pentatricopeptide repeat-containing protein At5g66520-like. Gene Ontology annotation, molecular function: RNA binding; protein binding. The transcript has a single exon. The record is from RefSeq and is a predicted model, not a curated record. Lineage: Eukaryota; Viridiplantae; Streptophyta; Magnoliopsida; Santalales; Ximeniaceae. The coding region runs from base 199 to 1830 and encodes 543 amino acids. Gene Ontology annotation, biological process: RNA modification.